Messenger RNA from Marchantia polymorpha subsp. ruderalis, 2195 nucleotides. Lineage: Eukaryota; Viridiplantae; Streptophyta; Marchantiopsida; Marchantiales; Marchantiaceae. The record is from the annotation of a GenBank genome assembly.
UUUUCUUCGAGGAGAGCGUCGACUGGCGCUGUCCAAAGGCAGCAGCACAAGAAAGACGAUCGGCACAGCUCGAGGCGAAGACGAAGGCAGCAGAGGCUCGCACGAAGCCCGACGGUGCAGGCACGAACGGGGAGGGGAGGGCAGGGCAUCCACUAACUCAUGCAUGGACGAUUGGCUCUCGGGAAACGAGUUUUGGUAGUUUGCAUUCCUGCCGGUGAUAUAAGAGCGACCUGAGUCGCGAAUCGAGAGCUUCAACAUGAUUGCCAAACGUCUGCUUCCUCGGGUGACACCUGCCCUGUCCUCCGUUUCAAGGGAGAUUUGCCCAUACCCUCUCUUGGGAUGCUCAGGAGAAAAUCCCAUCGGCGAGGUUCGGCAUUCCUCAAGUCUUGCGAAUCCAAUUAAGAAGGGUACUGGAGGUCGUUCAUCCGUCAGUGGGUAUGUGGCCACAGUUUUCGGAGCAACGGGUUUUCUUGGACGUUAUGUCGUCCAGCAACUGGCAAGAAUGGGAUCACAGGUUUUUGUGCCUUACAGAGGAUUGGAGGAUGAGUUCAAGCACUUGAAGCUUAUGGGAGAUUUGGGGCAGGUUGUGCCAGUACCUUACGACGCUCGAGAUGAAGAGUCGAUUAAGGCUGCCAUGGCCAGCUCUAAUGUUGUGAUCAAUCUUAUUGGUAGGGACUACGAGACCAGCAAUUUCAGCUUUGAAGAACUAAACGUUGCUAUUCCAGAGCGUCUGUCAAGGCUGGCACGAGAGCAUGGUGACAUCAGUAGAUAUAUUCAAGUUUCAUGCCUUGGUGCUUCCCCUCUUAAUCCAUCGAAGCAUUACCGGACCAAGGCGGAGGGAGACAAGUGGACUUUGGAAAACUUCCCAGAGGCCACUGUCUUGAAGCCGGCUGCUUUGGUUGGAACAGAGGACCGCCUUCUCAAUAAAUGGGCUAUGUUUGCCAAGAAGAUGCCUUCUGUACCCAUCAUCGGCAGUGGGAACAAUAAGUUGCAACCAGUUCAUGUUUUAGAUGUUGCAGCGGCUGUUGUAUCGUCUGUUAAAGACGAUGGGAGCAGCAUUGGGAAAACUUACGAGCUCGGCGGACCAGACGUAUUUACAGUCAAUGAACUCGUCGCCUUGGUGUACGAGUCUAUCAGGGAGGAGCCAAGAGUUACUCACAUCCCUUUCCCAGUUGCGAAGGUGAUGGCUGGUCCAAAUGAAUGGUUGAAAGGACUUUCUUUCCCGACACCUAAAAUGGUGACAUUUUCGCGCAACAACAUUGACUCGCUCGAAGUUGACUACCUUGUGUCACCAAACGCACUGACGUUCAAGGAUCUGGGCAUCGCGCCCCGCAAAUUAACGGGAGUGGCAAUCGAGCAUCUGUACCAAUACCGCACAGGUGGUCCGAGUAUGGGUACAACCGUGGGUACAAGGACAAGUGGGGCAGGUUUUUGAACAUCCGCUUAUGCAUCAAAUCAAGCUUAUUCCCCAUCCAACCAUGACCAUAUACGGAGCUGAUGACAAGGGAAGUUGUAAAUGCACCAUUAUGACUUCUGCAUCUGUCUGUGAUGAUGACAUCUAGAUAAGAUGUCUUUGAUAUCUUGUUAACACUUCUGAGAACUGAUCAGCAUCGGCAAUUUGAGAAUAGAUGGGGUAUUUUUGCCCGGAGGACAAAACCACAGUGUAGUGAGUGCAAUAUCGAAGAUGCGUCUUGUGAAGCAGCAGGAUCGGGUUGUGCAAGCAGUAGUGUCUAUACAUUACAUCCAAUCUCUUGGACGAGGUCAUCUAAGUCACGCUCUAGCAUUCAUAGUCUACUGAAUUGAGCACAUUCUCUUAUUUCAAGCUGUGGUAAUCUUCGCACAAGCUAAGAGUCCAACUUGGUUGAAAUAUGUUAACUUCUUGUCACUUGAGUUAUAUUUUUCUGGAGAGGUCUCCAGAUGCAAGUUAUUAUUUUUAUGCGUCGAGUUGCCGACUGCUACAGUAGCUGGAUGGUUUUCUUAGCCUGCCCAGAAAGUCUUCCAGCGAUGACGGAAAGUGGUUGGAUGGUCGAAUGUCGAUUAUCAAUAAAAAGUGUUGCCAAUGUCAUGAGAUAAAGAUGAUUCAGCAUAUGCACAAGAUGUUUAAGUACGUCUGAGCCCUCAGAGACUCUUGCAUCUAAGACAUGUUGUCUGUUCUAUUUCUGAAUAGAUGCGAAUGAGAAAUUAAUGUCCGGUGA